CAAAGGAAACGCCUCAAAGAACGAUGACUCCAUUUUUUUAUUUUCUAUUUUUAUAAUUAAAUCACCUGUUGAAACUGCUCUGUGUAUCUGUGAUAUUAUUUAUCAAAUAUAAUUAUUUAAUAGUUGAAAUAUAUAUUCAAAUGAAAAAUAAUGGUGAUCCUUCAACUUCAGGCUCAAUCGAAAGCACAUCUCAAAAACCUCCACUUAAAUCGUUGAGGCAGUUGAUAGCAGAGGGACGCAAUAAAACUUUAAGAUAUUCGUCUAAGAAAUCACUUGAGGUUGAAGUAAUGGACCAUUAUGAGGCUGUGAAUAAUUAUAAGCAAUUCCAAGACAAAAAGACUGGCUAUGUUGAGCAGGAGAGUACUGGUCAUUAUUGCAUUUGGGACAGAAAGUAUCCUGAAAAUCCAGAAAGAGUAGUUUGUGCCAGAAGGAGGCUAGAAGCCUUAAACUUGAUAGAAAGAUGUGAACGUAUUACUCCUGAGACAUUCCCGGAAGAUAUCUUUCUGCGGAAACAUUCCAAGGAAUUAUUUGAACGCCUCAGGCAAUGUUCAGAAAAAUCAGAUGCCGAACUUCAAGACGAAUCUUCAAAAUGGGAUGCAGUUUUUAUAACACGGGAAACUUUCGAAGACACCAAAAAAUCAACCCAGGCCGCCUUAACCUUGACCCUAAAGGUGGCGAGAAACGAGUACAAAAAUGGUUUUGCAUUGAUUCGACCGCCGGGCCACCAUGCUAUGGCAAAUGCAUUUUGCGGGUAUUGUUUUAUGAACAAUGUUGCUAUUUCUGCAGAGGUAGCUAUUGCAGAAGGUUUGGCAAAGAGGGUACUCAUCGUGGACUACGACGUUCAUCAUGGUCAAGGAGUACAACAACUUUUCUAUGAUAGAGAUGAUGUUUUGUAUUUUUCGAUUCAUCGUUACGAACAUGGGGAAUUUUGGCCAAAUUUAAGAGAAAGUGAUUCCGAUUACAUUGGAACUGGACGAGGAAAAGGUUACAAUGUCAACGUGCCUCUUAACAAGACUGGCCUUGGUGAUAGUGACUACUUGGCGAUUGUCUUCAAUAUAUUACUUCCACUUGCUUACGAGUAUAAUCCAGAUCUCAUUCUAAUAUCCGCUGGAUAUGAUGCUGCCAUUGGAUGUCCUGAGGGAGAAAUGCUUGUAACUCCCCACUUUUACGGCCAUCUUAUAACGCUCCUAUCAGGAUUGGCGAAUGGAAAACUAGUAGUUCUUUUGGAGGGUGGCUACUUCAAAGAAUCAUUAGCUGAGGGCGUAGCUUGCACGCUAAAGGCUCUAUUAGGUGACGUUUGCUAUCCUGUAACAAUCGAGUCUAAUCCCACUGUAGAUCCGUUACUGCAAGAAGUCAUAAACAACAUCAAAUACAUUUUACGUGACUACUGGAAAUGCUUUAAGACAGAGGAACUGUUUGAAUAUCCGAGGUUUGGCAACAUGGCAAUUAAUAGUCUUGAAGAACAUGUGACUUGUUUGGAGUACAGAAAAGUUGUUGAAAGUACUGGCGUAUAUGAAACCGUCGAUUGCUACCCUGUCCAGAGCAACGGUACCAUCGAACGAUUCAAUGCUAUGAUACAAGAAUUGAGAAAAGUAUAUUCCAAAAGUCGGACUUGUAAUAAUAUCGUUGGUUAUGUCUACGAUGAGUCACUCCUAAAUCAUAAGCCGACGGGUGACACUGGAAAAUGUCCUCCAGAAAGACCAGAACGUUUAACGGAAAUAAUAAAACGUUUCGAAGAAUUUGGAUUGAAAGACCGUUGUAAACAUAUUGAAUUGAUAAAAUUCGAUGAGAGAGCCUGGUUAGAAAAAGUACAUGGUUCAGAAUAUAUAUCCAAUAUCUUAAAUCAAAAAAACAUUACGGAAAAAGUGGACUGGUACUUCAAUGAUCAAACUUCCCAUGCCAUUCGGAAAUGCGUUUCUUCCGUUUUAUCUCUUGCUCAAAAUAUUUCUGAUGGCAGCAUUAGAGCUGGUGUUGCAGUAAUUCGCCCACCCGGUCACCACGCCUUAUGCAACGGUGGAUCAGGCUUCUGUUUUGUGAAUAAUGUCGUUGUCGCUGCUCAAUACCUCACCGAAAAACUGCACUAUAAAAGAGUACUUAUAGUAGACUUUGAUAUACACCAUGGAAAUGGAACGCAAGAAUUAACAUACGAAAGGUCUGAUAUAUUAUAUUUAUCUAUCCACCGUUUUGAUCAAAACAAAUUCUUCCCUGCAUGUGAAGAAGCUAAUUACACAUACACGGGAAAAAAUUGUGGUGAAGGAUACAACAUAAACAUUCCUUUUAAUAAAGAUAAAAAGAAGAAUAUCGAUUACUGGACUGUAUGGUACAAACUUGUGUUACCUAUUGCAUACUCGUAUAAUCCUGAUUUUGUUAUAAUAUCAGCGGGCUUCGAUGCCGGAAUUUUCGAUCCACUUGGUGGAGGGUACCAAGUCACUCCUGAAAUGUACGGUCAGCUUGUGCAAACACUAAAACCUCUCGCCUCGGGCCGAGUCCUAUUAGCCCUUGAAGGUGGUUAUCAUCUUGAAACUACGGCACUUUCCAUGGUGGCUUGUGUCAAGGCUUUAUUAGGUGACCCAUUACCUGUGCCGACAUUCUCAGAAGAAGUGUCCGAAGAUACGUUAGAAACCGUUAGAAAUGUUGUGCGUCAGCAAAGAUCAAAGUGGCCAUUACUCGAAGUCAAUAAAAGAAUAGCCAAUUUUUUAUGCAUGAGAGCUCAACUAACAAAGUUAGAAGAAUUAUCACAGAUAAAUCCUGCUGAUGAAGGUACUCUACAGCAGUUCCGUGAUCUUGUUAUUCAAUGUAGAAAUAACGGCUCUGGGUUUUACGAUGCAUAAUUCCUCUAUUUGGCUUUAAAGUUUUCAUUUUUUUAAAAUAUAUUUGCAAUUAAUGUUUCGUUAAUUAUUUUGUAGGAAAUAACUCGGCAAUAAUUUAACCAUAAUUACCAUUUAUUAAAAAUAAAAAUUUGCCUAAACAUUACCAAAUAAUUUGUGCUAUUUGUUAACGCUCAGUAUUAUAAACUUUUAAUACAUGCUGUUUUUAUAUUACUCAUUUUUCUGUUU
This is a messenger RNA of Anoplophora glabripennis (Asian longhorned beetle), 3056 nucleotides long. RefSeq names its product histone deacetylase 6 (gene HDAC6). The record is from RefSeq and is a predicted model, not a curated record. The transcript is spliced from 11 exons. Gene Ontology annotation, biological process: chromatin organization. The coding region runs from base 141 to 2831 and encodes 896 amino acids. Gene Ontology annotation, molecular function: histone deacetylase activity. Lineage: Eukaryota; Metazoa; Arthropoda; Insecta; Coleoptera; Cerambycidae. Gene Ontology annotation, cellular component: histone deacetylase complex.